CGUCGCCAUAGUAUUUUGUUGCAUGUACGCAUCUGUUCCGUAUGUUUUUUUGUUUUUUUUCCUCAAGAGGUGCCGUUACAAAGGCCUGACUUAUGAGAAAUUGCAAGUCACCCCUGACAUCAAGAUCAGGAUCAAAUCGGUCUCACAACAAGCUGUGACAGUGACAGUGAAAUCGCGGCCCAUAACGACAACAGCGACAACAGUGACAGUGACAGUAUCAAGUGGUAAUGUUACACACGGAUAAGAGAACAGAUAAUACGGAGUCAAGAUGUUGAAGGCAUUUUGCAUCGCCAGCAAGCGGGGGGAGGUUCUCUUCACGACAAUCUUUGCUGCAAACCUGACCAAGGCCGUCUUCCAUCCUUUCUUGUCCGAGCUAUCAUCAUCUCCUCACGGAGAUCCACCACCUGCUUUUGCAAAAGAUGGAGAACACUACGUAUAUGUGUUCCGGGAUGACAUGUACUGGGUGGGCGUGGUCAGCCCUGGCAGCCUGACGCACCAGUGUGGGCCGCUGCUGGUGACGGAGAGUCUGGGUCAGCUGCACAGGGUCUGCUCUAGCCUGUGUGGUGUCCUAACACAGCACAGCAUAACAGCCAAUACAACACUCAUUGCUGAAAUUGUGCAGGAAAGCAUGAAUGGUGGCUUUCUGCAACUCCAGACACCAGACAAACUCCAGUCACACAUAUACAGCAGUGUUGUGGCUGCCAAGGAGAGCUCAGCCAUCAUAUCAACUCCAGGACUUUUUGGUCUGGAAAGGUCUGCACCUGGCACUGCUGCCCAGAAAUCUUCACUAAUAAUUGACUCAGGGAAACGAGAGCUUUAUGUGGACAUUGUGGAAAAGGUGUGGGCAUCAGUGUCAUCUGAAGGGACAGUCAUCAGGGCUGAGGUCACUGGUUCCAUACAGGUGCGAUGCUUCCUCCCUGGCAACCCAACCCUCAGCCUGUCCCUCAACACCCCACUCAACACAGUGCUACAGGAAGGGUUUUCCACAGGCACAAGAAUGUCCGAGGUGGAGUUUGGGUCAGGGGUGAAUGUGAGCACAGGCGAUGGUGGGCGCAAGGUGAGUGUGAUGACGGUGCCGGGCCAGGAGCUGACGAUAGCACGCUACACCUUGGCCCCAGACCACCCCCACCUCCUGCCUUUCAGCCUCACUGGCUCCACAACAGCCCUUACUCCUAGUGAUGCCGAACUGAAGCUGAAACUGGUCAGUAACACAGGGAUGGAGACAGUCUCUCCUCAUGUGACCUUCCAAGUGGCUGCUCCACCUACAACAGCAGCUAUCAUGUCCAGAACCUCUGGACCUCGAGAUCAGACUAUCACCUUCUCUCCUGACAACAAGACCAUCACCUGGACCAUCUCACAGUUUCCUGGUGGCAGCUAUGCUCAGGCAUUUAUUCGUUUAGUGGACUCAGGAGGGAAUGCAUCAGUUGAGUCUGGCGAGCUGGAUUUUGAGGUGUCACGGUGGGUGUGUUCAGGACUGAGGGUGGAGCACGUCAAGCUCAGUCCCCAAACCGAGGGUCUCAACAAAUGGGUGCGCUACCUCACCACUUCAGACAGUGUGAGUGUACGCUUAACAUGAGACGGCAAAGUGUGCAUGUGUGUGUGCGUGUGUGUGUGUGUGUGUGUGCGCGCACAAGUAUACAAGUGUGUACAUAUAAGUUUCUUUAUGAGACAUUUCGUGUUGUUGCCAGGUCCCUCAAGGGCUCAUAUGGUAAUGAUUUGUGUCAAAACAGAUAUAUAAUAUAAUUUAUAAACCUUUGUGUCCUCUUGUUUAAAUAAAAGUCUGACACAAG
Molecule: messenger RNA, 1790 nt
Organism: Eriocheir sinensis (Chinese mitten crab)
Lineage: Eukaryota; Metazoa; Arthropoda; Malacostraca; Decapoda; Varunidae
Product: AP-4 complex subunit mu-1-like
Exons: 9
Coding region: 269-1576 (435 amino acids)
Biological process (GO): Golgi to lysosome transport; protein targeting
Cellular component (GO): clathrin adaptor complex; trans-Golgi network; cytoplasmic vesicle
Source: RefSeq, a predicted model, not a curated record